AUGGCUAUGAGCAAGGAGUGGCAGUGCAGAAAGUUUGAGAAUGGACUGAGGAGUGAUCUUAAACUGCUGAUCUCAAGUUUAUGUAUCAAGUCUUUUCCUUCCAUGGUGGAGAGAGUCAAGGUAAUGGAGAAGAACGUUUUGGAGGUGGAACAGCAGACGGCUAGAGGAUCGAUCUCUUCCAAGAACAACUUAAAUAUGAGGGGAACCCCUUACACUCGUCUAACACUACCCUUUAACUCUAGCGGGUCUCUUUCCCAGUCACCGGGCGUUGUCGGUCAGUUUGGACAACAAGGAUCAGUGGCUUGUUUUCAUUGCGGAGGACCUCACUACAAGUCAUCAUGCCCUCAGCUGGUAGGAGGAAAAUUUUGUACUCGAUGUAGAAGAAACGACCAUCUGGAGAGUGAGUGUAAUAUGGGGAGACGAGCGUCGAUGAGGCCACCGAACACUGGAAGAUUUCAACAGGGAAGGGGUGGACGAGCACAAGCGGUCGGUCGCGUGUAUGCUAUAAUGGGCGCUGAAGCAGGAAGUAUAGGUAACCUCAUUAUUAGUGCUUGCUUGUUGUGUGGUGUUUCCUGUUGCGUGUUGUAUGAUUCGGGAGCAACACAUUCCUUCAUCUCGAAGGCGUGUGUUGAGAAAUUAGGGUUAACCAAGCAUGAGAUGCAAUUUGACUUGGUGGUGUCUACCCCAGCAGCUGGUGAGGUUAGGACGUCUACUGUUUGCAUUAGAUGUCCUAUUGAGGUUGAGGGGCGUAGAUUUAAGGUGAACCUUAUUUGCUUACCUCUCCAAGGUUUAGAGAGACUAGUAUUCUCGGAUGGAGAGGAAGAGUUUUCUGUGACGAUCGGUCAGUUAAGGGAAGAUAUCAUGGAGGGUGCUAGCUGCUUCUUGAUAUUGUCGCAUCUGGAAGCAGUUGAAGACGGUCGUUUAGGACGUUCGGUGCAAGGCGAGCGUACUGAUAACCGUUCAUUCAUAAGUGAAUUUAUGCACGUUUUUCCUGAAGAAGUACCAGGAUUACCCCCUCCAAGAGAAGUGGAAUUCUCUAUUGACCUAGUGUCAGAAGCUGGUCCAGUCUCGAUUGCACCAUACCGAAUGUCUCCAACAGAGUUGGCUGAACUCAAGAAUCAAAUUGAAGAUUUAAUGGACAAGCAGUUCAUUCGGCCAAGUGCAUCACCUUGGGGAGCGCCAAUGCUGUUAGUGAAGAAGAAGGAUGGUAGCUCGCGACUGUGUGUGGACUACCGACAGUUGAACAAGCUGACCAUCAAGAAUAAGUAUACUUUGCCAAGAAUUGACGACUUGAUGGAUCAACUGCAUGACGCAACAGUGUUCUCGAAGAUCGACCUAAGGUCAGGAUAUCACCAAAUUUUGGUUAAGGAGGGAGACGUUCAUAAGACGACAUUCAGGUCCAAAUAUGGUCAUUAUGAGUAUGUAGUAAUGCCGUUCGGUGUUACUAACGCUCCAGCCAUAUUCAUGGACUACAUGAAUCGUAUUUUUAGACCCUUCCUAGACAAGUUUGUGGUCGUUUUUAUUGAUGAUAUCCUCAUCUAUUCCAAGAGUCGUGAAGAACAUGAAAGACAUUUGAGGUUAGUGCUCGGUGUGUUAAGAGAAAAAAAGUUAUAUGCCAAAUUAUCUAAGUGUGAAUUUUGGAUGGAUGAAGUGCAGUUUUUGGGGCACGUAAUUUCGGCUGAAGGAAUCUCGGUGGAUCCAGCUAAGGUACGAGCUGUAUUGGAAUGGGAGAGUCCCCUUCGGUCACUGAAAUUAGGAGUUUCGUGGGACUAG
Vigna angularis (adzuki bean) is the source of this 1773-nucleotide messenger RNA. RefSeq lists its product as uncharacterized. The record is from RefSeq and is a predicted model, not a curated record. The coding region runs from base 1 to 1773 and encodes 590 amino acids. The transcript is spliced from 2 exons. NCBI's taxonomy places the organism in Eukaryota, Viridiplantae, Streptophyta, Magnoliopsida, Fabales, Fabaceae.